Molecule: messenger RNA, 3554 nt
Organism: Siniperca chuatsi (mandarin fish)
Lineage: Eukaryota; Metazoa; Chordata; Actinopteri; Centrarchiformes; Sinipercidae
Product: copine-3-like
Exons: 16
Coding region: 716-2371 (551 amino acids)
Biological process (GO): cellular response to calcium ion; ERBB2 signaling pathway
Cellular component (GO): plasma membrane
Molecular function (GO): calcium-dependent phospholipid binding; receptor tyrosine kinase binding
Source: RefSeq, a predicted model, not a curated record
UUUGAGCUUUGCCCCGAUACUGUGGGUUUUCGAAACAUGCUGACUGAAUUUGAGGGAAUGUGUGUAAGCAGUUAUAAAAAGUGGCAUUCCAGUUACAGCUAUUGUAACGUAGGAGAUCAAUGAGAUGUACCAGCAUCUGCUGCACUCAUGGCUCAUGCUGGCAGAAACAAAUCAGCAAAGAUAAUCAACAAAAAAACCCUCUUGAUUUAUUUUAUACAGUCUAUGGAUUUCACCCUUUGAACAGGUGAAUCUGGACAUUGUGUUCAUGAAGGUCCACAGUACUGAACCACAGUUCUCCUCUUAGAAGCUCAUACCACUUCACUAUCACAGCUUUGACCAGAGACAGUGUUUUAAGUCCAGGCUGAAGGUUUUUUGACUGGGAAAAGUAGGCCUUUGGGUUCACUGCAUGACUUUCCCUUAUACACAAGUCUCUCCAAUAUCUUUAAUAUUUAAUCCAAUGUCCACUUUUGUGUAGCAGUGUUUGUGACCAUUUUACACACCAAAUUGUGUAUUUCGCUAUUUAUUUAACCCGUUUUACUAUAUUUGAUUUAAACCUGCAAAAUGAUGACUACAUUCCUCUUGUCUGCAGCAGACUGACGGGUGUCCCUCUAACUGGAAACGAGCGCACUGGGCACCGCCCACCACAGAGUGAGCCAACUCUUCAGCCACUAACAGCAAACACAGCAGAUACAGCUAGCUAGCUAACAAGGCUGUGAUGGCGGUAGUUGGAACCCCGGGGGCUGAAUGUGUGACCAAGGUGGCGCUGAGCAUCUCCUGUGAGAAUCUGCUCGACAUGGAUGCCUUCUCAAAGUCUGACCCUCUGUGUGUGCUUCUCAUGAACACCUCAGGCCCCCACUGGUGUGAGAUUGGCCGGACAGAGAAAAUCAAGAACUGCCUCAAUCCCAAGUUUUCCAAGACUUUUGUCAUUGACUACUACUUUGAGAUGGUGCAGAAGCUGAGGUUUGAAGUGCACGACAUUGACAGUGACAACUGCAGUCUGCAAGAUGCUGACUUCCUGGGAGAACUGGAGUGUACCUUGGGACAGAUCGUCUCCUCAAGGAAACUAACAAGACCACUUGUAAUGAAGGACAAGGCACCUGCAGGGAAAGGAACCAUUACUAUAUGUGCUGAAGAAAGAACAGACAAUAGGGUGGUGGAAUUUGAAGUUGCAGCUAGAAAACUGGAUAAAAAGGAUUUCUUUGGCAAGUCCGACCCUUUCCUGGAAUUCUACAAGCAGACAGAAACUGGAUGGCAGCUGGCUCACAGGACAGAGGUGGUGAAAAACAACCUAAACCCAAUAUGGAGGCCAUUCCGAAUCCCGCUGCAGUCACUCUGUGGAGGUGACGUGGAGAAAUCUAUCAAGGUGGAUUGUUAUGACUACAACAGCAGCGGAUCUCACGACUUUAUUGGAUCCUUUGAGACCACACUCUCCCAAAUACAGCAGGCGUCACAGGCAUAUGCGGCCGAGUUUGAAUGCUGCAAUAGUAAAAAGAAACAGAAAAAGAAAGGAUACAAAAACUCUGGUGUUGUCAUUAUAAAAAAAUGCAAGAUAGUGAAGGAUUAUACUUUUCUGGAUUACAUAAUGGGCGGCUGUCAGAUUAACUUCACUAUUGCUAUUGAUUUCACAGGCUCCAACGGGGAUCCCAAGUCUCCCCAGUCCCUCCAUUACAUCAACCCUCAGGGCUACAAUGAAUACCUGGCAGCUAUCUGGGCAGUGGGUAAUGUCAUCCAGGACUAUGACAGUGACAAGAUGUUCCCUGCUUUUGGAUUUGGAGCCCAGAUCCCUCCUACAAUGCAGGUCUCCCACGAGUUUCCCAUCAACUUCAACCCAUCAAACCCGUUUUGUGCAGGUAUCGAGGGUGUGGUCCACGCCUACCAGCACUGUCUGCCCCAGGUGAAGCUUUACGGUCCCACAAACUUUUCCCCAAUCAUCAACCACGUUGCCCACUUUGGCAGACAAGCCAUUCAGCAGAAAACUGCCUCUCAAUACUUUGUUCUCCUCAUCAUCACUGACGGAGUGAUCACAGACAUGGACGAGACACGCAGUGCCAUCGUCAACGCCUCUCGCCUGCCCAUGUCGAUCAUCAUUGUUGGAGUAGGGGGGGCAGACUUCAGUGCCAUGGAGUUCCUGGAUGGAGACGAUGGAAUUUUACGCUCUGCUGCAGGCGAGGCUGCCAUGCGGGACAUUGUGCAGUUUGUGCCAUUCAGGCAGUUCCAAAAUAGUCCUCAAGAAAUGCUUGCUCGGAGUGUCUUGGCGGAAGUCCCGGGUCAGGUGGUGGGCUUCUUCAGUACCAUGAGUUUGAGGCCACCCCAUAGUGACACUCCUCUCCCUGACCUCUCAGCAUCAGCACCCCCCAGUAGUGUGUCCUGAGGAGCAGCUUGUCUCCUCAGUAUACCACAUGAACAUGCAGCAUCCAGUCUGGCAGUCAUGUUACGAUUUGUAAAUAGUAUGUAGCCAUGAUAUAAAGCCAUAGUGGACAGCCAUAGUACACACAUAUUGUCAAACACUUCACAACAUUUUUUAACAUAUACUUAACUUAGAUAUUUAAUGUGACACUUACAUAUGACUUUAUGUGACUCAAGUGCCAGGAUUGUUAAGAAAGUAAUUUCUUAUUUUAUUGAUCUGCACAGCCUAGCGAAUGAAUUGAAACCAGCGCGACUUGACUCAAGCUCUGGUUUUUGGGGCAGCUAAUAACAGCCAUCUCAUUAGUCUGUCAAAGUGUCAGUCAGAAUGUCUACACGAAAGGGCUGGAGCACUUAAUGUGUUCUCUGUGUCUGCUGAUAUUUCCUCCAGUAUCUCCAUAUUACAAUGACCACCUGUUUGUUGGCUUUCACACUUUCAUGGUUGCCUGGGAAAUGAAGCAGACAUUUCCAUUCAUCGUGGACCUCGGACAAAGCUAUGGCUGUACCAAAUACAAUUCAGUUAUGUUUACAUAAUGGAUCCAUACAUCAUGGAUUGAUACGUUUGUUUAAAUUAAUGCCUUUUGUAGAUUUUACACUACAAAAACUACAACAGUGUGUCCUUGCUGCUGUUUUGUACUUCAGUCAGUUUCUGUUUUUGAAAAUCAGUUCCAUAUUUGAUUUGACGUACUAUUUGGUGCUUACGUACGAGUGUUAAACAAGGAGAAUCCCUAGAAGUGAUUAGCACCAGUAACCAUGGUGAGCUUCGUUUGGUGAAAUGCAUGUUCACUGAAGUUCACUCUGUCUUAAAAGGAGGAAGUAAAACUUAUGACUUUACUGACUGUUAUGAAAAUGGCCUAACACAUUUAAUUAAGUGUAUAUGUACAAUUGUUUAGAUAAGUUGUUAUCAUUGAUCAUUAUGGCAUUGCCUUAUGUAAUAUACUUGUCUUUGUCAUGGAUGUGAUUUUUCUCAAUAUUUCCUGUAAACAUGAUAUGCAAUGCAAGCAAAAAAAUCAAAUUUAAUCUACAUAAUAGCCAGCUUCUACUUCAAUACUUUUUUUAUGUAAAGUUUUUAGAUAAAAGAUUUUUUUUUUUUUAUGUUUGUGCUACUGCCUUCAUGUCAUGAUAUUAAAGAAAAAGUAUAUGUAUUCUCA